Molecule: messenger RNA, 3720 nt
Organism: Lachancea nothofagi CBS 11611
Lineage: Eukaryota; Fungi; Ascomycota; Saccharomycetes; Saccharomycetales; Saccharomycetaceae
Source: the annotation of a GenBank genome assembly
AUGAACGACACGUUAGACAAUGAACAAAGCUUUUUAGAUCGCAGAGCCCAAGGGAUCAAUACCCCACUGGUACCGACUAUCACCGAGGCUGACCUAUUAGGAGAUGACAAAAAUGUUCCUUGCAAUUUUGAUCUCUUCAAAAAUCUUCGACAGCAAGAUAUCGAUUGGGUAUCUUGGACGCCGCUUGAGAAGAUUUAUCAGAUCUUAAGUCCUUACGGGCACGCUACUCUCAUACAUCCUGGAUUUUCGUACUUUGCCAUUGGCACUUCAAAAGGAAGUGUCGUUAUCUUCAACUACAAGCAAUUUCUUCAGGUGGUGUUACUUCCUGCAAGCGAAUGUCUAACGUCUAAUGUCACAUUUAUUAAUACUUCAGUUGACGGUACGCACAUCGCUGCUAGCUUAGAAUCUGGACACGUCUUUAUUUGGGAUCUGAAUAGCGGUUCUCGCGAAAGUGGGGCUGCGGGCGGACACCACGAACUACUUCCAAUUUUACACAUUACAGAACACGAGUCUCGCACGGUGACCGGUUUAGACUUCUUGUCCGAGCGGCACACUGCUGUUGUUAUUAGUGAUGACUCUGGAAAUCUCGCUUACCACAGCGGGUUUCGAAAAGGAAUCUGGCAACUAUCAUACUCUACCAUCGACCUCGCCGCAUCUUCACCGACAAAGGACUUCUCUUUUGUUUCGGCUGGUUAUCCAGGAACUGCAAACCUUCCAUUUUCAGACCUGCAACCUGUUGCGGUUUUAUCUGGCUCAUCGAUCUCGCUUAUAUCUGGAAAUAAAUUUAGCUUAUGCUAUUAUGAGCAGUUGAAAAUGUCAGUUGACAGUACCAGACAGGUAAUUUGGAGUAAGUGCGGUGCCUCUGUUUGUUAUUUCAGCGCAAAUCUUUUAGAAGUAUUGAAAUUCAAGUCUGUCAGGCCUUUAAAUAAGCUCAUCAUAGAGUAUAAGGUAAAAUGGGUGUGCCAGGAACCGUUGAAAAAAAUUGAAUGGUUUUCGAGUAAUUUUAUCGGAGUUCUUACUAGUUCGGAUAAGUUUAUCCUCUUGAGUAUACAUCAGAAGAUCCGCCAAUUCGAGACAAUUGACCUGUUGCCGAUAAGUUUACUUCGUCCUGUGGAAAAGAGCUUAGCAUCAUUUAGCGGACAAGUAAUCGUGUUGACAAAUUACAAUCUGCAGAGAGGCCAAUUUCUUUCAUGGUCCGACAUCAUUCUCAGAUUUGUGCAGAAGGGCGCAUACAUGUGCGCCCUCAAAAGCAUACGGUAUUUUAUGACAGAGCCAAAUUUACCACUGUCAAUUCUUAGAUUACAGACAGACUUUGCGGCAAGGAAAACCCAACUGUCUCAGCCUUUGCGAAAUCUGUCGGUGGCGAGUAUUCGCCAAAUUUUGAGCACCAGAAGUGUGGAAAUAUCCGAGCAUUUAUUACUUGAAAUAAUACCGGAGGCGCUCUCGAUCUACCAACUAGUCUUCCAUGACGAGAAUGAAUCACAGUGCUUUAUUGAACAAGCUUUUGAGCAAAUUCCUGAGCAGACCAAGCAAAUAUUUCUCUCAACUUUAGUUUCAUUAAUUGAACGAGGAUUCAUCACCACGGUAACCCCUAUUGUCUUCAGUGAGUUGUUAAAAUAUGGUGCCAAUUCUGAAGACCCACAUACCAUUCGGCUUUUGAUUCUCAAUAUGGAUCUCUCUUCAAUGGACUUGAAUUUUGCGGUACGCUUAUGUCAAAAACGUCGUUUCGAUAGAGAGCUUAUCUAUUUAUGGAACGUAUCGUCAGCGGACUACCUAAGUCCGUUUGUAGAUCUCCUGGUGGCACUUGGAGAUUGUCCCGGUAUUCCUCAACUGCUCAGAAUUGAACCGGCUGCUGCUAGUAGUCUCAUUUACGACUACUUAUCAUUUGUUAUGACAAGUAGGAAGUUUCCCACUGACUAUGAAAUUAAGCCGCCAUCCUUCGCGUACGAUCUGAAGUUAGAGAUUUGUUAUAUUCUUUUCAAUGGUGCGCUAGUUGAGUGGCCGCCCAACUCCCAGCGAAAGCUUUUCACCCGUCGAGAUCAUAAUGGCGAGCCAGCUUUCCCCUAUAUGGAAUUGUUGCUGAGUUGUGACUUAAAAAGAUGUCUAGCUAUGCUACAUGAAAUUCUUGAGGAUUCAUUCUUCGAUGACGAAUCUAUUUCCCAGAGACAAUCAAGAGAAAGUCAUGAUUUUAGACUUCAGGUUAGUAGGCAAUUCGUUGUGGACUUGAUGUUAGACAGAUUAAAAUUGAACAUUACUUCGGAUGAAAAGGUACAUAUCAUAGUAUUCAUUUUUCGAAACCUACCGAAGUAUCCUCAGUUCAUAAGAGUGUCGAGCCAGGUGGUCGAGAGGCUAGUUUCACUUCUCUGCACACAGUGCCCCCUAGACCUAUACAAUGAUGCACAAUGCAGCUUAGAAGCCCUCGUGGCAAGCCAUAUUCUCAACGAUAUGAAGCCGUUAAUCGCUCCACUGAAACUUAAGAAAUUUGAUCGUGUGUUGUUUCUUGCCUAUAAACAGCUUUGUGCCUACUCAGAUUUAUUGGAAUUGCGCCUUAAGUCAGACCUGCUGGAAGGUCCUGACAACUCCGUGUUAGAUGUCCUCCGUUUUUGUUUGCAACACACACGCAAAGAACACGUUGAGCGAAGCUUUGUAGUUGAAGCGAUCUUACAAAAUCAUGAAGUUGUCCUUCAGCAAGAACACUCAGAUGUUAUCGACAUAUUCGACGAAUUUGAAGCAGAUUUGCAUGUUGAAGUUUUAAAGAAAGCUGAGAACUCUAUGAAACUCUCAUAUUUGCUCGAAUAUUUCAGAUUUCACAGCGUCCGGAUAUCGUGGCAGUUUGAAAUGUUAUGUGAACUAUUCGUGUUGCUGUCCGAGAAACGGAUGGAAAAUGAUAUCUCUGAUAUGCUUAGUAGGGUUAAGCUUUCUUUUGUAGAAUACCAAAAGAUUCUAGAGAUUCUUAGAAACGGUAAAUCAUUUUACGGCUCAAUAAUAGUUAAACGUCGGAUGAACGAUUUGGAGGGCGUGAUUGAGGACAUAAUCAGCUUUUUGAACGUUUCCGAAGACGAAAAAUGUUGCAAUGAACUUCUCGAGUACGCUAUAGAAACUUGCAUUACCGCCGAGGGUGAUACAGCGAGAUAUUGUUGGUCCAAGCUUUUUAUUUUCCUAGUUUUGAAUUCUGGCAAUGCGCGCGAUGCGGAUAAUAGCUACCACAUUGCAAUCAAAAGGCUUUUAGACGAGCUGACGAGGCUCAGCUGUACAAGCACAAAGAAGUCUGCAGAAAGCAUAAUGGGGGAAGUUCUCACACUUGCGCUAGAGAGCCAGGAGCUGAUACUAACAAAGGUUCGAGAAUUGGCUCCUCUUUUUGGUGAGAUUAUUAAUUUGGCAGAUGUUGAUCAACAAAUAUUUCUACAUGUUCUGAAUAUUGUGAAUCAGUCGUCGUUUUCGGUCGUUUUAGACUACGAGAGAGCACUUCAGAGUGGCUGGUCUGUGAGCCAUAAUGACUGCGAAGUAUGCGGGGCAAAAAUAUGGGGAGUUGGUCUUUCUAGUGACGUAUUUGAUGUUUGGAAGCAAGCACAGAAACUUCGUGCAAAUCAAUCGAAUCCCGAAGAACUCACGAGGACCUCAAUCAUCUUGUUCAAAUGCCACCAUGGCUUUCAUCAAAAAUGCUUAAGAAAUUUGGGACAAAAGGUUGAAUCUUAUGAGUGUCUUCUGUGCUCCAAAUAA